AUGGCCUAAAAGGUAGUUUUAGCUAUGGACUUAAUUCCGACACUCACUUUUAUGUCGAACCUCUGACAGAAGGCUCAACAGAAGAUGGCCAUCUUCAUGCCAUAUACAGAGCCAGUGACUUGAUGGAUGCAAAUGUGACUGCUACUUGUGGUAUUGGUAAUACUAGCCAUAGCUUUAGUACUCAUCGCAUUGUACAAGAAGUGAGGAAAAAAAUUUCUAGGAUUGAAAGAGAUGUGCACAAUGAGACAAAAUAUAUUGAGCUUGUUAUUGUCAGCGACUUUAAUUUGUUUACAAUACUUGGUACUGUAGCUGCUGCAGGGGAUCGAGCUAAAUAUAUUGCUAAUUUUGUAGACUCGCUUUACAAGCCAUUAAAGAUUCAUGUAGCUUUGGUGGCAGUAGAGACUUGGAAUGACGGUGAUAAAAUCAAAAUAUCAUCAGAUCCUUUCGCAACUAUCAAGAAAUUUAUGCUCUACAGGAAGCAAACACUCCGGCAUGUUUACAGCCAUGAUAUUGCGGAGCUUCUAACGUCCGUUAAGUUUAAGGGAGCGAAUGUUGGACUGGCUCCAGUUAGGGGAAUCUGUGCCCCUCGUAGAUCAUGUGGUAUUAAUCAGGAUACCGGGACGGCAGAUAGAGUUGCUGGCAUUAUGGCACAUGAAAUGGGACAUGCCCUGGGUAUGAGGCACGACAAGAAACGUGAGAAUUUAAUGAAUCCUGGAGGAAGAAAGCUGAAGUGUGCAACUCUUGGUGCUCCAUCAUCAAACGUAGUGCAGAGCAUUUCAUCAUCAAACGUAGUGCAGAGCAUUUCAACAAGAAAUCAGAGAACAAAGAGAAGAGCCUCAGAGAUGACAGAAAACGACGGCGUGAACAACGAUUCACAAAAACUGAGAGUAUUCUGCACUGUAACCACCCUGGCUGUUCAUUUCAGUAGCAUUCUCACUCCCUUUCACACAAUGUCAGACCUACGCUCAGGCUCUUACUUUUUUCUUUUCCUAUUUUUCACUAAUAUUGCUCAUGCUGUGGGAAGACAAUCAAUUGCGAGUAGCAACAGUGAAAUACUAAAGCCUUCAGUCGACGUGCUUCACUACGAGAGAGUCGUGCCGUUGGAUGUCGACGGUAAUGCAAUUGCUAGAGUGUCAACUCGAGAGAUUUCCGGUCUUCACUCCUUGACUGCCGUAUUUCACGUUCAUACAUUUGGUAAAAAGUUUACUUUGGAUUUGGAACUAAACAGGGGUUUGUUCGCUCAGGGGUAUAGGGAAGUGCAUUUCAAAGCUAACGGUGAAAGAGUUGUUCAGACACAUGUUGAUCACUGUUAUUACCACGGCUUCGUACGGGGUGUGCCUAAUUCACAUGUGGUACUCUCUACUUGUCAUGGCCUAAAAGGUAGUUUUAGCUAUGGACUUAAUUCCGACACUCACUUUUAUGUCGAACCUCUGACAGAAGGCUCAACAGAAGAUGGCCAUCUUCAUGCCAUAUACAGAGCCAGUGACUUGAUGGAUGCAAAUGUGACUGCUACUUGUGGUAUUGGUAAUACUAGCCAUAGCUUUAGUACUCAUCGCAUUGUACAAGAAGUGAGGAAAAAAAUUUCUAGGAUUGAAAGAGAUGUGCACAAUGAGACAAAAUAUAUUGAGCUUGUUAUUGUCAGCGACUUUAAUUUGUUUACAAUACUUGGUACUGUAGCUGCUGCAGGGGAUCGAGCUAAAUAUAUUGCUAAUUUUGUAGACUCGCUUUACAAGCCAUUAAAGAUUCAUGUAGCUUUGGUGGCAGUAGAGACUUGGAAUGACGGUGAUAAAAUCAAAAUAUCAUCAGAUCCUUUCGCAACUAUCAAGAAAUUUAUGCUCUACAGGAAGCAAACACUCCGGCAUGUUUACAGCCAUGAUAUUGCGGAGCUUCUAACGUCCGUUAAGUUUAAGGGAGCAAAUGUUGGACUGGCUCCAGUUAGGGGAAUCUGUGCCCCUCGUAGAUCAUGUGGUAUUAAUCAGGAUACCGGGACGGCAGAUAGAGUUGCUGGCAUUAUGGCACAUGAAAUGGGACAUGCCCUGGGUAUGAGGCACGACAAGAAACAAAGAUGUAAUUGUUCAAACGGAGGAGGUUGCAUUAUGUCCGCUUGGAUUUCCCGUACUGCCACCAAGUGGUCUUCAUGCAGUGUCUCCAGUUUGAGAAGAGCACUGGACAGUGGCUUAGGAGCUUGCCUUUUCAAUGCACCUACUCAGCUGUUUGGUGAUCCGGUGUGUGGUAACGGAUUUGUUGAGAACGGCGAAGAAUGCGACUGUGGUUCAAAUGCGGAGUGCUCACUGAUUGAUCCUUGCUGCAUCCCAGGAACUUGCAAAUUGAAGCCAACAUCACAAUGCAGCACCGGAGAAUGCUGUGAUAGGUGCAAGUUUAAGUCGGCAGGCAGUGUGUGUCGCCCGUCUGUCGAUGACUGCGAUCUAGAAGAACACUGUGUUGGCGAUUCCAACGAGUGUCCAGAGGAUUUGUACAAGCGAGAUGGAAGUCCGUGUGACAACAACAGUGGGUACUGCUAUGAGAACCAGUGUAGUACUCUUGAUAAACAAUGCAAGUAUCUUUGGGGCUCUGAUGCAUCUGUUGCACAUGAUGUGUGUUAUGAUACUGGCAACAGACGAGGUGAUGAGUGUGGACACUGUGGUGUUGUGUCAUUCAAUAUCUAUAAAGCAUGUUCAACAAGUGAUGUCCGGUGUGGUUUGCUGCAAUGUCGAGGAGGGAGAGGAGAUGGUGCUACAACAGGAGUGAUUCAUUACACAGUUGAUCACCUGUUAUAUACAUGUACAUGCAGGAACGUUUCGAUUAAUGUUGGAGAUGAUAUGCUUGAUCUAGGCUUGAUAGAUGAUGGAACAAAGUGUGGUGAUAACAUGAUUUGUAUCUCGCAUGUUUGCACUGAUAUUUCGUCUCAAAAUAUUUCUGAUUGUCCAAGAGGAUCUAAUAGGCAAAUCUGUUCGGGAAAUGGGGUGUGUAACAAUCGUAAUAAAUGCUCGUGCAAUAAUGGAUAUUUGCCUCCUACAUGUGCAAGCAAAGCAACAGUUGCAAUUGAUGGACAGUGGGGUUCAUGGUCUCGUUGGUCGUCGUGUAGUCAUAGUUGUGACGGAGGUGUCAGGUCUCGCUCUCGUUUCUGUGACAAUCCUUCUCCCAGCAGUGGUGGUCAGUCGUGUUCAGGCUCCAGGACAAGCCGAGAAUCUUGCAACAUAAUAGCAUGUCCCGAGGGGCAGUGGAGUAGGUGGUCGGGAUGGUCAGAAUGCUCGAAUCCAUGUGGCCAAGGUACUCAGACACGCUCACGAAGGUGUGACAGUCCGUCAUCAAAAACCAGUAGCUCAAAAUGCAGAGGCAAGAACACAGACACUUUGUCAUGUACGGGAACACAAUGUCCACAAGAUGGAGGGUGGAGUGAGUGGGGACAGUGGAGUGAUUGUUCGGUAAGGUGUGGAGAUGGCGGCCGACGGGAAAGGACUCGGACUUGUACUAAUCCCAUUCCUUUGCAUGGUGGUGUUGACUGUGACACCAACUUUGAGAGUGAGUCUUUAUUCUGUGGCAAGUGCAACGGAGACGAAACCUGCAACAUUCCGUGUAGGUCUGAGACAGGGAAGGCUGGUGAUAGCAAUACUGGAGCUAUUGCUGGCGGUAUAGCAGCAGGGUUGGUCAUCAUAGCAAUCGUCGCUGUGAUUGUCUACUCUGUUCGAAGACGGUCUUCUGGUACCACAACAGUCAAACCCUACUACAGCAGCUAUGUAUCUGCCAAGACAGAUGAUGACUUGAAAGGAUACAGAGCUCCGCUCCUAGAUCAAGCAUCUUUACAGGAGAGGCUAAUAGGGGACAAUAUGGAUAUGGACACAACAACAGAUACUGCCAACUGCCCCAAUGAAGCUAGCACUCAAUAAAGCAAUAAAGCCUCAUAGACAGUGGCCUCCAAAUUGAAUCGGCUACGCAGCAAUGGUGGUGAACAGUUUGGGAUUCUGUUUCUUUAUCUCUUUAGUGUAAAAUUCCGUAUUUCUUCAAAUAGUAACAUGGUAACAUGCGA
Molecule: messenger RNA, 4027 nt
Organism: Corticium candelabrum
Lineage: Eukaryota; Metazoa; Porifera; Homoscleromorpha; Homosclerophorida; Plakinidae
Exons: 41
Coding region: 123-3887 (1254 amino acids)
Biological process (GO): proteolysis
Molecular function (GO): metalloendopeptidase activity
Source: RefSeq, a predicted model, not a curated record